AUGGGGGCUACCUUUGAACAGCGUCCUCAGCCUUGGUUCACCAACAUCAGUGUUGAUGAUAUUCAAUCUGGUGACUUCCUUGCUAUAUCAAAAAUUCGUGGAAGGUGGGGUGGUUUUGAGACUUUGGAGAAGUGGGUUAGUGGAGCUUUUGCUGGUCAUUCUGCUGUUUGCUUAAAGGAUUCUGAAGGAAAACUAUGGGUUGGCGAAUCGGGAAAUGAAAAUGAACAGGGAGAAGAUGUUAUUGCUUUGUUACCCUGGGAUGAAUGGUGGGAAUUUGAGCUGAAUAAGGAUGACUCAGAUCCACAUAUUGCAUUGCUUCCUCUGCAUCCUGAUGUGCGAGCUAAGUUCAAUGAGACUGCUGCAUGGGAGUAUGCUUUGAGCAUGAAUGGAAAACCUUAUGGAUAUCACAACUUGAUAUUUAGCUGGAUAGAUACUCUGGACGGGAACUAUCCGCCUCCAUUGGAUGCCCAUCUGGUUGCUUCUGUUAUGACAGUUUGGAAUCACAUGCAGCCUGAAUAUGCUGCCAACAUGUGGAAUGAAGCCUUGAACAAACGACUUGGAACUCAGGGCCUUGAUCUUCCUGAUAUCUUGGUAGAAGUUGAAAAGCGUGGAUCAUCCUUUGGGGAAUUGUUGGCAAUUCCCGAAAUGGAUGACUGGCUGUAUACUGAUGGGAAGUCAACCUCAUGCAUCGCCUUUAUUCUGGAAAUGUACAAGGAAGCAGGACUGUUUGAUCCAAUUGCUAGCUCUGUACAAGUGACUGAAUUUACGAUCAAAGAUGCUUACAUGCUAAGGUUUUUUGAAAACAAUUCAAGCCGCCUGCCAAAGUGGUGCAAUGAUGGAGAUGAUGUGAAGCUCCCAUUUUGUCAGAUCAAAGGGAAGUAUCGAAUGGAACUACCAGCAUAUAAUACCAUGGAUCCUUACCCCCAUAUGAAUGAAAUGUGCCCAUCGCUUCCCCCAAAAUACUUUAGAACACAGAAUUGCUAA
This is a messenger RNA of Dovyalis caffra, 984 nucleotides long. The record is from the annotation of a GenBank genome assembly. Lineage: Eukaryota; Viridiplantae; Streptophyta; Magnoliopsida; Malpighiales; Salicaceae.